CAGCAAAGGGCAAAAGGCAUAAACAAAAGAAGGCAGCUACACAUACACAUCAUCCUGGUUCGAGGGUCAUUUUCAUUGCUGUUCCGUUUUCUCUGUAUCAGAAGAAUUUAUUGGAGUGUUGGCUUGUUGAUGAAUUCUCCUGGUUAGUUUGAAAAGAAAUAUCUGUGUGGUGAUUGAUAAUCCAAAAUGGAGAAGCUAUCAUGGCAAUUCUUGAACAAGUAUUUGAAUCAAAUGUAAUGGUUCGUUUCUGAAAUUUCUGCACUGCCAUAGGUAUGUUAAAAAGGCCGAAACUUUUGAUUCACAUGCGUGAAGAGCUAGUAGGAUCUCUGUAUAAGAACACUACUUUUGCAUUUUGUACUUGUGUGACUGAUGACAAGUGUGGUAAUAAUGCUAAAGACAGGGACGAUGGGUCGGAGUCUGAGAAUGAAUGGGAAAGAUUACUUGAGCCUUUUGACUUCAAACAACUCCAAACAUCACUUAAUAAAAUUACCCCGUAUCAGCUCAAUAAGUUAUUGGCGCUACCUUUGGAUGUACCAACAUCGUUGGAGCUAUUCCACUGGGCCGGUAGCCAGACAAGCUAUUGCCACUCAUUUUAUGUCUACUAUACUUUGAUUGACAAACUUGGCGCUGCCAAGGAAUUUAAGAUUAUAGAUCAAUUAUUAUCACAGAUGAAAGACGAAGGGGUAGUUUUCAAAGAGUCCCUCUUUAUUAUGAUAAUGAGGCAUUACGGAAGAGCUGGUUUACCAGGGCAAGCAACUAGAAUACUAUUGGAUAUGUGGAAUACUUUCUCUUGUGAACCCACAUUUAAGUCAUACAAUCAAGUGUUGGAUAUUCUGUUGGCUGGAAAUUGUCCAAAAGUUGCUCCAAAUGUAUUUUAUGAAAUGUUGGGGAAAGGUAUUUCUCCUUCUGUAUUCACUUUUGCUCGAGUGAUACAAGCAUUUUGUAUAGUCAAUGAGGUAGACUCUGCUUGUUCACUUCUUAGAGACAUGACAAAACAUGGGUGUGUACCAAAUUCGGUAAUUUACCAGAUUCUUAUUCAUGCACUUUCAAAGUCUAAUCGGGUAAAUGAUGCAUUGAAACUUUUGGAGGAGAUGUUUCUUAUGGGUUGCAUACCCGACGUCAAUACUUUCAAUGACAUUAUCCAUGGGCUUUGUCGAGCUGAUAGGAUUCAUGAGGCCGCAAAACUGGUUGAUCGGAUGCUUCUUCGAGGUUUCACCCCCGAUGCUAUAACUUAUGGCUUUCUGAUGCAUGCUUUAUGUCGAACAGGGAGAGUUGAUGAAGCACAGGUUCUGCUCAAUAAAGCACCUGAACAUAAUAAUGUCCUCUUUAAUACGUUGAUCAAUGGCUAUGUGACUAAUGGACGGUUUGAUGAAGCAAAAUCCAUUCUGAAUGAGAACAUGUUGAUUAAAGGUUAUCAACCAGAUGUUUAUACAUACAACAUUUUGAUUCGAGGUCUUUGUAAGAAGGGAAUUUUGUCAUCGGCUCAUGAAGUUGUUAACAAAAUGUCAUCCAAAGGUUGCAAGCCAAAUGCGAUCACGUACACAAACUUGAUUGAUGGCUUCUCCAAGGCUGGCCGUCUACAGGAAGCUUAUGACCUUGUCACUGAGAUGUCAGCAAAAAGUCUCAGCCUAAAUAUAGUGGGUUAUAACUCUCUUAUAUCAGCUUUGAGUAAACAAGGAAUGAUCCAACAGGCGUUAGAAAUUUUUGGCGAUAUGUCGAGCAACGGAUGUAAACCAGACAUUUUUACAUUCAAUGCUUUGAUUUUAGGCUUUUGCAAGGUUGACAAGAUGGAUGAAGCGUUGGGGACAUACCGAGAUAUGUUCCUGGAAGGAGUUAUUGCGAAUACAGUUACAUACAACACGUUGAUUCAUGCUUUCUUGAGGAAAGGUAAAACCCAAGAGGCGCUUAAGCUUGUAAAUGAUAUGUUAUUCAGAGGAUGUCCCCUUGAUGAAAUCACAUACAAUGGCCUCGUAAAAACACUUUGCAACGAUGGAGCAGUUGAGAGAGCAUUAGGACUUUUUGAAGAAAUGAUGAGAAAGGGAACAAAACCUAAUCAUGUAACGUGCAACAUCUUGAUCAACGGCUUUUGUAGAAUAGGUAAGGUUCAAAAUGCCCUUGAGUUUCUCAGAGACCUGGUACAUCGUGGAUUGACUCCUGAUAUAGUCACAUACAACAGUCUAAUAAAUGGCCUUUGUAAGACUGGUCGAAUUCGAGAAGCUCAGAACCUCUUUGAAAAAUUAGAACUUGAAGGAGUUUGUCCUGAUACUAUCACUUAUAACACCUUGAUUUCUUCCUAUUGUAAAAUGCGCAUGCUUGAUGAUGCUUAUACCCUGUUUACUAGAGGCAUAGCUGUUGGUUUCAUUCCCAAUAAUGUCACAUGGUACAUACUAGUCAGAAAUUUUGUUCGAAAGAGUUAUGUUUCAGUAACUACUUUGACAUAGAUUAGUCAGUAUGAGCAAAAAUUGACACUUGGCUUGGCACAUUUGCUGGAGCCUCUUUUGAGUAUGAUUUUAUGUGUU
Molecule: messenger RNA, 2519 nt
Organism: Lycium ferocissimum
Lineage: Eukaryota; Viridiplantae; Streptophyta; Magnoliopsida; Solanales; Solanaceae
Product: pentatricopeptide repeat-containing protein At5g64320, mitochondrial
Exons: 2
Coding region: 273-2441 (722 amino acids)
Molecular function (GO): protein binding
Source: RefSeq, a predicted model, not a curated record